GAUAUGGAAAAGCACUGCAAGUAUGGGGCGAUUUUGAAGUUUCCCGCAGUGAAAGAGGCACAAUGUUCAUGAAUCACAUCAAAGCGUGGGCUUUCCCGACAAGCCGACCACGACGAGGACAUGACACACGGGCUGAAGCGGUGGACUCUCAAAUGAAGGAUGACUUAGGUCCGCCAAUCCCGCUUCGAGCUUCAUUCCGAUUACGACGGAAAACCGAACAGCUCCCUUCUACGGCGUCGCCACUGGAGACGUCAGGCACCUCAAGCAGCUAUUACUCCAUCAUAUCAUCGCUACUAUCCUUAACAUUCGUUAUUUUGCUUAUGAACUCAGCGAAUUAUUAAGA
Messenger RNA from Strongylus vulgaris, 343 nucleotides. Lineage: Eukaryota; Metazoa; Nematoda; Chromadorea; Rhabditida; Strongylidae. The record is from the annotation of a GenBank genome assembly.